Messenger RNA from Sorghum bicolor (sorghum), 2660 nucleotides. RefSeq names its product AAA-ATPase At4g25835. The coding region runs from base 673 to 2286 and encodes 537 amino acids. Gene Ontology annotation, molecular function: ATP hydrolysis activity; ATP binding. The transcript has a single exon. The record is from RefSeq and is a predicted model, not a curated record. NCBI's taxonomy places the organism in Eukaryota, Viridiplantae, Streptophyta, Magnoliopsida, Poales, Poaceae.
UGUGUUUAUCUGCUCUAAUUUAGUAAAUAUCGUUGUUAUUAAAAGGAAAACAUCAUCGCCAGCUUAGUAGCAGCAGUCAGCUACUAAGGUCCAAAGGCCGUGCUGUCAGUCUCCAAGCAUAGCCCAAGGUAAAGUACCCAUCAGCCAGAACGAUUGGCAGGAUGGCAGUUUGGCUGCAGCAGCAGCAUUCUAUCCAUGAUCCAUGAUGACACACUGCACAGUCGCAAAUCUCGCUCGCAGUGGCCCCUCUGAGCGGGAGAUCUCUCUUGGUAUGUGUACUCCGCUCGCUGUUGCGGCCAUUGGAAUCCUGUCGCCCUGCCCCUGCUCGAAUUCCAUCUCCUCCUCCUCCCUCCUCCUCCGUCUCUCUAUCCAAGAUCCGUCUGUCUGACCAUCCUAGUAAUCUCUGAGCUCCAUCUCCAUUGACAGCGACCUUGCCUUGCUGGUCCUGCUGGCCGUGCACCUCAUUUCGUUCCUUCCUUCAUUCCAUUAUCAUCGCCCGCCCUCCUCAAAUCUUUCUCCAUUCUGCCGCUCUUCUUCUUCUCCUCCUAUAAAUGCGUCGCCUCCGCUUGUAGAAAGCCUCCACCAAGGUCCAGCCAGCCUUGACUCCUCAUUGCUACAUUUGCUUCCUUCCAUUCCAAGAUCGGCCCAGCGAACCGAGAGGGCCCAAGGAAGAUGGAGUACUGGGCGGCGCUGGCGUCGCUCAUGGGCGCGUUCGCGUUCCUGCAGGGGGUGGUGCACGCGAUGUUCCCGGCGGAGCUGCGUGCUGCGCUGGCGCGGCUGCUCGGCAGGCUCACGCGCGCCUUCUCCCCCUACUGCUACUUCGACGUGACGGAGAUGGAAGGCAUGAGCACCAACGAGAUCUACGACGCCGUGCAGCUGUACCUCAGCAGCACCGCCGCGCCGGCGUCCGGGGCGCGCCUCAGCCUGUCGCGCCCGCUCAACGCCUCCUCCUUCACCUUCGGGCUCGCCGCCAGCGACCGCGUCGUCGACACCUUCGCCGGCUGCGCCGUCACGUGGGAGCACGUGGUCGCGCCGCGCCAGGGCCAGGGCUUCUCGUGGCGCCCGCUCCCCGAGGAGAAGCGCCGCUUCACGCUCCGCAUCCGCCGCGGCGACAGGGACAAGCUGCUCCCGGCGUACCUCGACCACAUCCUCGCCGCGGCGGCCGACAUCAAGCGCCGCAGCCAGGACCGGAUGCUCUACACCAACGCGCGGGGCGGGGUCAUGGACUCGCGCGGCCUGCCCUGGGACCCCGUGCCGUUUAAGCACCCGAGCACGUUCGACACGCUCGCCAUGGACCCGGCGCGGAAGGCGGCUAUCAUGGCCGACCUCCGGGACUUCGCCGACGGCAGCGCCUUCUACGAGCGCACCGGACGCGCAUGGAAGCGCGGCUACCUCCUGUAUGGCCCACCGGGCACCGGCAAGUCCAGCAUGAUCGCGGCCAUGGCCAACUUCCUCGGCUACGACGUGUACGACCUGGAGCUGACCGAGGUGAGCAGCAACGCGGAGCUCCGCAAGCUGCUGAUGAAGACGACGUCCAAGUCCAUCAUCGUGAUCGAGGACAUCGACUGCUCCGUCGACCUCACCAACCGCGCGGCCGCGCCGCCGAAGCCGAAGCCGAAUCCGCGGCCGAGCAUCACCGUCGACGGCGCCAUGGUCAACCAGGACGGGGGCGCCGGCGGGGCGGGCCAGUCCAUCACGCUCUCCGGCCUGCUCAACUUCACGGACGGCCUGUGGUCGUGCUGCGGCGCGGAGCGCAUCUUCGUGUUCACCACCAACCACAUCGAGAAGCUGGACCCGGCGCUGCUCCGGUCGGGCCGCAUGGACAUGCACGUCUUCAUGUCCUACUGCUCGUUCCCGGCGCUCAAGAUCCUGCUCAAGAACUACCUCGGCUUCCAGGACGACGAGGAGCUGGACCGCCUCAGCGACAGCGACGCCAUGCGCGGGCUGGAGGAGUGGGUGGACGCCGCGGAGAUCACGCCGGCGGACGUGAGCGAGGUGCUGAUCAAGAACCGUAGGAGCGGCAAGACGGAGGCAAUGCAGGGGCUGCUGGACGAAUUCAGGGCCCGCGCCGAGACGCGGGGCCGGGGCUUCAGCGACGGAGCUGCCGCCGCGGCGGGGAACGAGGCCGCCGGCGGCGACGGCGAGAACGAGGAGGAAGAGGAGGAGGAGGAGAAACGGGCGCUGGAGAGCCCCAAGGAGGCCGGGAAGGAGCAGGACGUGGGCGGCAUUGACAGCUGCGCGGACGGACAGGAUGAGGAAGCGGAGGAGGGAAAGAAACAGGUGUGAUGUGCGAGGAGGAGCAGUCGAGCAGAGCAGGACAAGCGGAGGCUGGAAAGAGCGAAGAGGGAAAGCGAAGGGUUCAAAAUUUUCCCGUUCAGUGGUGGCCAAUCUUCACCGGAGAAAUCAAUGCAAGAAAGGAACUUGUUGGGGAGCAUCUUUUUUCUUUUUUUGUUUGUCUGAUUAUUCUUUGUUUAUUUUUCUCCCCUUUUGAUCUGAUUUGAUGCUCGUCGUUGAUGUCUUUUCUAUCGCUAUCUAGUUAGUUUCUGGCCUAUUGUAAUAAGAAAAGCAACUAAUAAUUCUAGUAGUGGGAUCAUACCGUUUAUCCCAUACGAGCUACUACUAGUAAAAUCAAAUAAAAUCUGCUACUAUGUUUGUGUCCA